Molecule: messenger RNA, 1542 nt
Organism: Morus notabilis
Lineage: Eukaryota; Viridiplantae; Streptophyta; Magnoliopsida; Rosales; Moraceae
Product: probable BOI-related E3 ubiquitin-protein ligase 3
Exons: 2
Coding region: 219-1049 (276 amino acids)
Molecular function (GO): ubiquitin-protein transferase activity
Source: RefSeq, a predicted model, not a curated record
CCUUUGUUUUUCUAUACGUUUGUCUCAGACAGAGCAUUAUUUUUGGCGUACACAGAACAGGGCAGUUCAGAAACGGAAAUACACAUUUCAGGGGAAAAAAUAUCAGAUUUUUUUGGAGUUGAUCUCUUGAUUUCAAGAGAACCCAUUUGAGUUUAUGCAUUAUCGAAGGUGUUGAAACGAUUUUGGAGAAGUUUCUGGUGUUUGGUUGCUCAGAAAAUAUGGCUAUUCAAGCGCAGUUGUACCAGGAAAAUCUUGGGUUUCCAUUGUGCGGUUCGCAAGAUUGGACGGUGGAUAUUGGAAAUAAUGGUUGCGGUGCGUUUAACUUUAACCAGUUUUCUUUCGGUUCUCAACAAAAAAACCACCAUCAUCAUCAUCAAGAUCAGCAGCAAAUAUUCAUUCAAGAGUUGCAGAAUCUGCAGCAGAAAAACGACAAGUUUUUGCACGACAAUACUCUAUCAAUGGCCUAUUCCCAACGCAUAGCGGAACAAGCCGAGAAGCAACGGCAAGAAGUCGAUCAAUACAUCAAAUUACAUAAUGAGAGUUUGAGAUUGAUGCUUCAAGAGCAAAGGAAGCAACUAAUGACGACACUAAUAAAGAAAAUAGAACCCAAAUUGCUAGCCCUUCUUAGAGACAAGGACGAAGAAAUUGCACUAGCGGCUAAGAGAACAAUGGAACUAGAAGAUUUGCUUAGGAAAUUGGAGAGCGAAAACCAGGCAUGGCAGAGAGUUGCGCAAGAGAAGGAAGCCAUGGUUGUGUCGUUGAACAACAGUCUCGAGCAGGCGAGAGAAAUGGCCUCUUUUUGCCCUAGCAAUGGCGCCGAAGACGCCGAGUCUUGUUGCGAUUUUGGCAUGGAAAACAGAGGAGAAGAAGAAACCAGAGGAGGAAAACAGAGUGUGAUGGUUUGUAAAGCCUGCAAUUCUCGAAAUUCGUGCGUUUUGUUGCUUCCUUGUAGGCACCUUUGUUCGUGCAAGGCUUGUGAAGCUUUCCUCGAUUCUUGCCCCGUCUGUAGAACGCCAAAGAAGGCUAGUAUAGAGGCUUUGAUUUUCUAGGCUAAUUUUCCGGGAAAAAGUAAAGAGAAAAAAGAAAAAUAAAAAAAAAAGUUAAACUGCAAAUGCUUAGGUUUAAGCAGAGCGCAUAUGGUUGAUACUGAUACUAGAUAUGAUGGAUAUGCACUAUGCAGUUAUGCACAUAUGUUAACCAUCUUUUCGAUGCUAGCAAUUCUUUUUUUUUUUUUUUUAUAUAUAUAAUUUGGAUUUUUUUUUUGUUCUUCCUUUUUAUGGUCUUUGAACCUGGAUUUAAUUUGUACUUUAAACAACCCAAAUUAAUUGAACAGAAUUACAGUAAAGAACAUCUUUUCCUUUCAUGGUGCUGUUACUGUUUUCCACUUUUAGUGUUUUUUUUUUUUUCUUUUAGAGUUUUAUACCAUUGUAUAAUUUUUUUUCCUUUGUCAGUUAUGUUGCACUGACAGAGGAAAAGCAUUGAAAGCAAUUGUCAGAUUGAAACUGUAGCUUUGUUUUACGCCACAAGCAAUUUUCCCGGAUG